GGUGUACGAAGCACAUUAAUGCUAGUGCUAAUUAGAACGCAGCACUGCAGAUUGCAGAACAAGAACGUGAACGGAUGCAAAAUGGACAUAAGAAACUUUUUCAAGAAAGAAUCAGGGCAGAGGAGCACAGAAAGUGAGAGGGGAGAGGCCUCUACUGGAAAGUGUAUCUUGAAGGAUCAUGCAGAAAGAGAUGCUGAGGGAGAAAAAGAUCAAGAACAGUCACGUCAGAUGGAGCAAGGGGAUCCAGAGAUGGAUCCAGAGGCAGAGGAAGAUCAAGUUAUUACAGAGAGAGAAGGAGAGCAAACAGACCAAGAGAGGAACAAUUAUGAAUCAGCUGCAGCAACUCACUCCUCUAUAGGGUUUGAUUUAGGUGACAAAGACGCAGGGCCCAGACAGGUAAAGCUGAAGAGCUACCCACAAGAUAGUUUUGGUAUGCAGAAGCGAGCAUUUCACCACAGCUGGUUUGAAAAGCACAACUGGUUAGAAUAUUCACUCAACCAGAACACAGCUUUCUGCUUCCCAUGUAGAGUGUUUGGCAAAAACAUCAAACAUGAUAGUUUGGUCAGUAGUGGUUGCACGAACUGGAAGAAAGCUUUAGUCAUCUUUGGCAAGCAUGAGAUGGCACAAACGCAUAAGGACAGUGUUGUUGCAUGGAAAAGCUACUACCAGGCUACUAGCAAACAGGGAAACGUUGCACAGAUGAUAGCAUCUGCAAAUCUGAGUGAGAUAGUAGAGAGAAGAGAGUACCUCAGGCAAAUUGUUGCAGUUACUUCUAUGUUGGGGAGACAGGGACUCCCUUUUCGUGGCCAUGAUGAAGGUAGAGACAGCACAAACAGAGGGAAUUGUCUUGCCUGCAUGGAGCUUUUGAAGGAAUUUGAUCCUUUUCUUCAAAAACAUAAUCCCCCAUCAAAUGCUCUCACCAAUACCCCAGACUGAGAUGAUUGAUUGUUGUGCCCAGGAAGUUACUAGUGUCAUUGUGUCUGAAAUGACAAAGUCCAAAAUCUAUGCCAUCAUGGCAGAUGAGGCAAGGGAUGAAAAAUCAGAGCAGUUAGCUGUUUGUGUCAGGUAUGUGUCAGAGGGGACAGUGAAAGAACGUUUCCUAGCACUUGCAGAGAUAAAAUAAUUUGAUGCCCAGUCCAUUACAAAUGAGCUUCAGCAGCAGAUCCUAAACAAUGGUCUUGCAGAGCUUAAGUGUGUAGCACAAACAUAUGAUGGUGCAGCUGUCAUGAGUGGGUCCACUGGAGGUGUACAAGCACAUUUUAAAAGGCUCCAUCCUGAACCUAUCUAUGUGCAUUGUUAUGCUCAUGAACUUAACCUGGUGUUGUGCCAUACUUGCAAGGC
Molecule: messenger RNA, 1341 nt
Organism: Entelurus aequoreus (snake pipefish)
Lineage: Eukaryota; Metazoa; Chordata; Actinopteri; Syngnathiformes; Syngnathidae
Exons: 3
Coding region: 19-936 (305 amino acids)
Source: RefSeq, a predicted model, not a curated record